This is a messenger RNA of Phragmites australis (common reed), 783 nucleotides long. Its product is annotated as auxin-responsive protein SAUR68-like. The transcript has a single exon. The coding region runs from base 69 to 398 and encodes 109 amino acids. Gene Ontology annotation, biological process: response to auxin. NCBI's taxonomy places the organism in Eukaryota, Viridiplantae, Streptophyta, Magnoliopsida, Poales, Poaceae. The record is from RefSeq and is a predicted model, not a curated record.
AAAGCAGCUGCUAGCUACCUGACGACACGAGUGCAGCUCCCACACAAACAUAUCUCUGCAUUUCGAUCAUGGUGAGGUCACUGAAGCUGACGGAGAUCUCCAAGAAGUGGCACGGUGGCAGUGGCACCAAGAUCUCCUCCCCGACUGCGGCAGCGUGCCCGCGGGGCCACUUCGCCGCCUACACCCGGGACGGGCACCGGUUCUUCAUCCCCAUCGCCUACCUCGGCAGCGACACCUUCCGGGAGCUCCUCAACAUGGCCGAGGAGGAGUUCGGCGCCCCCGGCGGCCGCCCCAUCGUGCUUCCGUGCUCCGCCGACCGCCUCGAGCAGAUCCUCGACGCCUUCCGCGGCUCAAAGAAGACGUGCGCCGGCGUCGGCAGAAUCAGCAAGAUCUGGUAGUAGCAUGCAUGCAGCCCGCCGCCGUCUGGUGGUUGAUCGAUUGAUUAGCCUGUAACAAUAGGUUUGGUUGAUUCUUUGGCGCUGAAAUGUUGAUUAAUCUAGGCAUUACGCAUGACCGAUCUCUUGAUUUUUUUUAUUUUUACCUUUUUUGCUGCUCUCCUGGUGAUGCUGAGUGCACAUGCCUAAGCAAUGCGCAUGUUUUCAGGAGAGCGGUUGUGGUUGCCACUGUGGCCAACUUGCCAUGAUGUAACAUCUCCCUAGCUUCCCUUGCUACUUUUUUUUCUCUUUCUUUGAAUUCAUUUUUCUUUGUGACUAGUCUAUCAAGCUAGUCUGUGUUGUACGUGAUUAUUUUUUGGUUAAGCUGUGUCAGGAAUCAUGAGGCGUU